Messenger RNA from Danio aesculapii, 2484 nucleotides. Its product is annotated as extracellular calcium-sensing receptor-like. Gene Ontology annotation, biological process: G protein-coupled receptor signaling pathway. The record is from RefSeq and is a predicted model, not a curated record. Gene Ontology annotation, cellular component: membrane. Gene Ontology annotation, molecular function: G protein-coupled receptor activity. Lineage: Eukaryota; Metazoa; Chordata; Actinopteri; Cypriniformes; Danionidae.
AUGUACCAGGAUGGAGAUUUUAUACUUGGAGGUCUGUUUCAUGUUCACUUUUUCACAGUGUUCCCAGAGCUGAGUUUUCAAACAGAGCCAGCACCACCAUAUUGUGAAAAAUUUAAUAUAGAAAUCUUCCAGCAGGCACAGACAAUGGCUUUUGCAGUAGAUGAGAUUAAUAGGAAUCCAAAUCUGCUGCCAAAUAUCACUCUUGGUUACCACCUUUAUGACAACUGUGUGAGACUAGGAAUAGCAUUCCGAGCAGCCAUAUCCCUGGCUAGUGGGACAGAAGAGUCCUUCUCAAACUUAAACUGCACUGGCCCUCCUCCAGUGAUUGGAAUUGUAGGAGAUCCAAGUUCAACUCCCUCCAUUGCAAUUUCCAAUAUUCUGGGGCUGUUUCGGGUACCUAUUGUUAGUCACUAUGCCACCUGCUCUUGUUUGAGUGACAGGAAAAAGUAUCCAUCUUUCUUCAGAAAUCCCAGUGAUGCUUUUCAGGUGCGAGCAAUGAUUCAGAUUUUGAGAUAUUUUGGAUGGACUUGGGUUGGUCUCAUUUACAGUGAUGAUGAUUACGGCAUCUACGCUGCUCAGUCCUUCCAGCAGGAAAUGUUGCUGUUUGGAUAUUGUGUUGCUUUUUCUACAAUUCUUCCCCAUGACAACAACCACAGAGAUAUUCAACGUAUAACAGCCAUCAUUCAGGCCUCUACAGCUAGAGUGGUAGUUGUUUUUUCCACUUCAUCCUUUCUGAUACCUUUGAUGGAGGAGGUGGUGUUACAGAACAUGACAGGAAGGCAGUGGAUUGCAAGUGAAGCUUGGACCACCUCUCCAGUAUACCACACUCCACGUUUCCUGCCAAUCCUAGGGGGCACACUGGGCAUAGCUAUCAGGCGAGGAGAAAUCCAGGGCCUUCAUGACUUUCUGCUACGUCUCAUUCCCAGUAAUGAUCAAAGAAAUAGUAUAAUAAGGAUUUUUUGGGAAAAUAUUUUUGGGUGUAGUUUUGAAAAGGGGGGUAAAGAGACAUUUGGAGAGCAAGUAAAAAAGAUUUGUACAGGACAGGAGGAUUUGAGCACCACAAACACACCAUAUACUGAUGUUUCAGGGCUAAGAGCAGCUUAUAAUGUCUAUAAAGCAGUUUAUGCCCUGGCACAUGUACUUCAUGACCUAAUGCAGUGUGAGGAGGGUAGAGGACCAUUCAAUGGGAACAGCUGUGCUGAAACAACAAAUCUGAAACCCUGGCAGCUGGUUCACUACCUCCAAAAUGUAAACUUUACCACAGGCUUUGGGGAUCAAGUGUCAUUUGAUAAAAAUGGAGAUGCUUUGCCUAUUUAUGAUGUGCUGAACUGGCACCCAAGCUCUGAUGGAUCAAUAAGGCUACACGCAGUUGGGGUAGUAAACAAAGGAGCAGCAAUGGAGAUGGUGCUUACAUUGGAUGAUGAUUCACUAUACUGGAAUUUUGAGACAAGAAAAUCUGUGUGCAGUGAGAGCUGCCCUCCAGGCACCAGACAAGCAAGGAGAAAGGGUCUUCCUGUUUGCUGUUUUGACUGCUUGCCAUGUGGAGAUGGAGAGAUUUCUAAUGCAACAGGUGCUAUUGAGUGCACAGUAUGUCCGGAUGAGUUCUGGUCCAAUCCAGAGAAGGAUCAGUGUAUACCAAAAGAAGUAGAGUUUCUGUCUUAUGAGGAUCCUCUGGGCAUCUCUCUGACCAUUGCUUCCCUGAUUGGUACCUGCUUCUGUGCUCUUGUGAUGCUCAUCUUUGCUUUACAUCGUAACACUCCUAUAGUACGUGCCAACAAUUCAGAGCUCAGCUUCCUGCUUCUGUUGUCACUAAAAAUGUGCUUCCUUUGUGUGUUGCUGUUUAUUGGUAGACCACAGUUGUGGACAUGUCAGUUAAGACAUGCUGUGUUUGGCAUAAGCUUUGUCCUGUGCAUCUCUAGCAUUCUGGUCAAGACUAUGGUAGUAAUAGCUGUGUUCAAGGCAUCUCGACCAGAAGGCAAAGGAGCAAUGAAAUGGUUUGGAGCAGCUCAACAAAGAUGCACAGUUCUGUUCCUCACGGCCCUCCAGGUUGUUAUAUGUGUAGUAUGGCUAUUAACCGCCUCUCCAACACCCCAUAAAAACAACCAAUAUAUUCGCUCUAAAAUAGUCUAUGAAUGUGCCAUUGGCUCAGUGGCUGGUUUUUCUCUGCUGCUGGGAUACAUUGGACUGUUGGCAGCAAUAAGCUUCUUGUUAGCCUUCAUGGCCAGAAAUCUCCCAGAUAAUUUUAAUGAAGCAAAGUUCAUCACUUUUAGCAUGUUGAUUUUCUGUGCUGUGUGGAUUGCAUUUGUUCCAGCAUAUGUGAGUUCCCCAGGAAAAUAUGCAGUUGCUGUAGAAAUUUUUGCCAUCCUGGCUUCCAGUUUUGGAUUAUUAGUGGCCAUAUUUGCACCAAAGUGCUACAUCAUCCUUUUACAUCCAGAGAGAAACACUAAAAAUGCCAUAAUGGGAAGAGAAAUGCAAAAUAAAUAG